UCGGCUAAAGGGAGGUGGGGAGCGCCAGGCGACGGCACCCACCACGCUGCCAGCCUAGACCCUGGCCGGGGACCUGUUCCCUGUUCGCCACCCCCUCCGCCCGCUGCGAGUUAUGUGCGGGAGCUGCGGGUGGGGUCCCCUCCUAUGAGCUGUGCGCCCCAGCCCUCGGCCAGGGCGGGCCCCAUAGCCCGUCCCUGCGGUGCCCGGUGGGGGGCAGACCCCACCCCCGCCCGCGGUGCCCCGUUCCCAUAAGCCGCACCCCGCGCGGAGAAGGGCGCCAUCGCCGGCAUCAAAGCUGGGCAAUAUGCGGCCCCCCUGCCCGGGCUGGUGGCACCUGGGGGUGAGGGUGGCAGGUGUCCCGCGAGGGCUGUUGAGCAGCGGCGGCCCCUGGCGAGGGGCGAGGGGCGGCAGCUGGUCGCGCUCUGCCCUGUUCGUGACGGGCCCCUCCAGCAGCUGCGGGAGCCCGGCGGGCCCCGAGGCGGGCAAGAAGAGGGGCAAUAAGCCCCUCAAGGAGUGGACGCUGAUUGUCAGCCCGUUCGGCCAGCUGAAGGUGCGGCUGCCCUGCCACGUUACCGUGCGCCCCCUGGACCCGCUCCGCUACCCGGCCGCGGACAGAGCGCUGGUCACGGUCAGCGGGGUGGACAGCAGCCUGCCCCAGGGUGUGGACCUGGAUCGCCUGCAGGUGAAGUACGACGAGGCGCUGAAGGAGAUGACGAUUGUCUCCGACCACGUGGACAGCAAGGCCGCUGUUGUUGUGAAGACACCUAUGAAGUUUGAUUUGGAUAUCAAGACAUCAGGAACUGGCUGUGUGAAGAUUCAGAAAAUAGACUGUGAUAGCUGCAGAGUAGAAACUGAGAAGGGGACUAGCAUUUUACAGUCAAUAAAGAGUCAUAAAAUCCAUGUACGAACUAAAGGAGGCAAAGUGAUCUGUCUGGGAACUCUUCAUGGAAAUGCAGAUAUUCAUGCAGCAGAAAAAAGUAGUGUGAAUAUAGAGAAACUACAGGGGACAUCCAUCAAAAUUUCUACUGAAGAUGGUUUGUUGAAAACCAAAUAUCUUUAUGCAGAAUCUUCAUUUCUGUCUUCAACAGCUGGUGAUAUUCUAUUGGGAAGCAUUCAUGGUGACACAACCCUUCAGACUGAAACAGGGAACAUCACAGUAGAUUCCUCGGAUGGAUGUCUAAAAGCUUCUACACAUCAGGGGGCAAUAGAUGUUUAUGUUAGUCAAGUGAGAAAAGUGGAUCUGAAAAGCCAGAAAGGCUCUAUUACAGUCAAGGUACCUGCCUCUCUUAAAGCUUAUUUACAGUUAUCUGGAAGCAAGGUUGAUGUGAGCUCAGAGAUCCAGUUACAGGAAACCCAGUGUGCCCCUAAAGAGGGUCACAUAACUAUUACUGGUCAUAUGAAUCAAAUGAAUGAAAGAGACAAAUGCAUAAAGGCUGACACACAGGAUGGCACAGUGCAUCUUAAAAGCCAAAGCUGGUUCCAGUCCAUCAAGCUGCAGGUUCCUUGAGGAU
This is a messenger RNA of Caretta caretta (loggerhead turtle), 1511 nucleotides long. RefSeq names its product family with sequence similarity 185 member A (gene FAM185A). NCBI's taxonomy places the organism in Eukaryota, Metazoa, Chordata, Testudines, Cheloniidae. The record is from RefSeq and is a predicted model, not a curated record.